Molecule: messenger RNA, 1527 nt
Organism: Hirsutella rhossiliensis
Lineage: Eukaryota; Fungi; Ascomycota; Sordariomycetes; Hypocreales; Ophiocordycipitaceae
Product: lyase domain-containing protein
Exons: 7
Coding region: 1-1527 (508 amino acids)
Biological process (GO): 'de novo' AMP biosynthetic process
Cellular component (GO): cytosol
Molecular function (GO): (S)-2-(5-amino-1-(5-phospho-D-ribosyl)imidazole-4-carboxamido) succinate lyase (fumarate-forming) activity; N6-(1,2-dicarboxyethyl)AMP AMP-lyase (fumarate-forming) activity
Source: RefSeq, a predicted model, not a curated record
AUGUCCGCCUCUUCUUUCGACGAGUACCAGACCCCUCUGGUGUCUCGCUACACCAGUAGCGAGAUGAGGCGAAUCUUCACGCCCCGGCAGCGCGUCUCGACCUGGCGUCAACUCUGGCUCUGGCUCGCCGAGGCUGAGAAGGAGCUCGGCGUCGCGCAAAUCACCGACCAGGCCCUCGACGCCAUCCGCGCAAACCUUGUCGUCAGCGACGCCGCCUUCAAGGUGGCCGCCGACGAGGAGCGCCGUGUCCGGCACGAUGUCAUGGCCCACAUCCACGCCCUCGAAAAGGACGCCCCGGCUGCCGCGGGCGUCAUCCACAUUGGCGCAACCUCAUGUUACGGUGAGAAUCCCGUGGCCAGUCGUGCACACUGGCAGUCGAGGCUAACAGGCGCUCACCAGUAUGUGACGGACAAUGCCGAUCUCAUCUUCCUGCGUGAUGCGCUAGACUUGCUUCUUCCCAAGCUCGCCAGGGUCAUCAGCUCCCUGUCCAAGUUUGCUUGCCAAUACAAGGACUUGCCGACCCUGGGCUUCACGCACUAUCAAGCGGCACAGCCCAUCACCCUCGGACGCCGCGCCGCCCAGUGGCUCCAGGACCUGGUUUUCGAUCUCGACGACAUCGAGUAUGUCAGGGCCGGCCUGCGCUUCCGCGGCGCUCAGGGCACCACCGGCACCCAGGCGUCCUUUAUGGAGAUUUUCCAAAACGACGCCGCAAAGGUCGACAAGCUAAACGAGAUUCUCUGCCAAAAGGCCGGCUUCUCCGGCUGCUACGACAUCUCCACCCAGACCUACACCCGCAAGGUCGACCUGCGAGUAGCCAACGCGCUGUCCGCCUUGGGAGCCACAGCGACGCGCAUUGCCACGGACAUUCGCCAUCUCUGCCACGACAAGCUGCUGGAUGAGCCUCAUGUUGCCGGACAGAUUGGCUCGUCGGCCAUGCCCUUCAAGUCGAACCCCAUGACGGCGGAGCGAAUCUGCAGCCUAGGCCGCAAGCUGAGCAACAUUUCCUCAAACUUCAGCGACACAUUCUCACAGCAAUGGCUGGAGCGUAGCCUCGACGAUAGCGCCAUUCGCCGCAUGGACAUUCCAGAAAUGUUCUUCUUGGCCGACGCCAUUGUCACCAGUCUCGACCAUGUCAGCGACGGCCUGGUUGUCUUCCCCGCCGUCAUCAAUUUGCAGCUUAUGCAGGAGCUGCCGUACAUGGCGACGGAGAAUAUCCUCAUUCGCAUGGUCAACCACGGCGCCUCUAGACAGGUGGCGCACGAGCAGAUCCGGCUUCUCUCGCGCGAGGCGGCCUAUCAUGUCAAGAUGGAGGGCGGCAGCAACGAUCUCAUUGAGCGAAUCAAGAGGACAGAGUUCUUCAAGCCCAUCUGGGGAGAGGUGGACGGCUUGAUGGACCCUAAGCUGUUCAUCGGCCGCUGUGCUGAGCAGGUCGACAAGUAUGCGGGCCCUAAUGGAGUUGUCGACAAGCGGCUGGAAAAGUACAAGCGCCAUAUCGAGUCUACCAAGACGAUUCAGCUCGCCGUAUAG